AUGGUGCCCAGUGUUGGGUCCUUUUUCACUCCCCUCAAACUUGUCGAGGCCUUCAAUGAGUACGAUGAGUUUUUUGCUCUGUCCCGGCGUCGCUACAUUCCGCCCAACUUUGCAGAAAUGCGCCAUGUGCUCAACAUUGCCCAGGUGCAUUCAUCCGCCAAAGGCCUGCGGCUAAUCACAUUUGAUGCGGAUGGCACGCUGUAUGCCGACGGCUGCCACAUAGAACAUGACAAUGAAAUGGUGGGGCACAUCAUUUCACUGAUGCGCGCCAACAUGGAUGUGGCCAUAGUGACGGCGGCUGGGUACCCUGGGGAGCCAGAGCGCUUUGAGCAGCGCGUGGCUGGACUCCUGGCCGCCUUCCGGCGCCUCAAGCUCCCUGCAGAAAUCACCGACCGGUUCCACAUAAUGGGGGGCGAGUGCAACUACGUGCUGCGUGUGGCGCGGCCAAGCAUGCGGCUGGAGUUUGUGCCAGAUGAGGACUGGAAAUCCACCGCAAUGAUGUCAUGGGCCGACGCUGAGAUUGCCCGGCUUCUCACCGACGCCGAACGCGUCCUGGCCGAGACCGCGCACCGCCUGCGACUGCCCGUGCAGGUGAUCCGUAAGGAGCGGGCGGUGGGAGUUGUACCGCAGGUGCCGACGGUGUACGAGGUGCUGGAGGAGAUGGCCAUCACUGUGCAGCAUACGCUCAUGGACUCCCCCACGCCCUUCUGCGCCUUCAACGGCGGCUCAGACGUCUUCGUCGACGUGGGCAACAAGUCUUUUGGUCUGGAGGCGCUCAUGAACUACCUGGGCCUGACGCCGUCAGAGGUGCUGCAUGUGGGCGACCGGUUCACGGCGAGCGGCAACGAUGCAACAACGCGCGACUGCUGCUCCAUCCUGUGGGUGGCCAACCCGGAGGAGACCGACUUCUUCAUCAAACUGCUGCUCACUGACCUGCGCCGCAUGCGCGAGCAGCCCUACAUUGAGUGA
This is a messenger RNA of Coccomyxa subellipsoidea C-169, 969 nucleotides long. RefSeq names its product IMP-specific 5-nucleotidase. Lineage: Eukaryota; Viridiplantae; Chlorophyta; Trebouxiophyceae; Coccomyxaceae. The coding region runs from base 1 to 969 and encodes 322 amino acids. Gene Ontology annotation, molecular function: magnesium ion binding. The transcript has 8 exons. Gene Ontology annotation, biological process: nucleotide metabolic process; nicotinic acid riboside biosynthetic process; nicotinamide riboside biosynthetic process. The record is from RefSeq and is a predicted model, not a curated record.